Mya arenaria is the source of this 321-nucleotide messenger RNA. RefSeq names its product putative nuclease HARBI1. The record is from RefSeq and is a predicted model, not a curated record. Bases 1 to 321 code for a protein of 106 amino acids. NCBI's taxonomy places the organism in Eukaryota, Metazoa, Mollusca, Bivalvia, Myida, Myidae. The transcript has 2 exons.
AUGACACCAUACAGAGUGGCCGAUACUCAGCAGAAAAUUAAUUUCAACCGGGCACACUCAAGGACAAGGGUUGCUGUGGAAAUGGCUUUUGGUCGCUGGAAGCGACGAUUCGGAAUUCUACAUGGAGAGCUACGUCUGAAGCCAGCUAAAGCGUCUAAGGUCACUGUAGCCUGUGCUGUACUCCACAACCUUGCCAUCGACCUAAAGGAGCCUGAUGUAGAUGACGUUGUUCCUGUUGCGCCACAGCCAGGCGAAGACUACAGAGGACAGGAGCAGGGGCAGGCCAUAAGAGAUCAUAUUGCUAGAGCAUACUUCAAUUAA